AUGGCCAGUUCUGACAGCUCAUCUGAGAUGCCUGCCUCACCUCAAACUCCUAACUCUAUUCCUUGUAUUAAGCAAGGACUAUCAGAACCAGCAAAUCCUGGGAUCACCAUUUCCCUUCUUGAAAUUGGAUCACUACCCCCCUUCUGCUGGGGCUCCCUUCCACCACCAAAGGAUAGUAUUCGUCCACUAGGAAGAACAGGGUUGGUACAGAAAUUUAGCAAUCUCUUAAAAGAUGUCAAAGAUGUUCUUAAAAGUAUAGCAGGCAAUGAGGAGAUGAUGACUACAGAAGUCAGGGAGUCUUUUGACGAUGCCAGCACUUCCGAGGAUAUGUUAGAACCUAAAAUCAGAGGUGUUGAUAGGAGAAAAAAAAUGGGAUUUAGAGAUAUGCUCACUAAUUUCCAACUAGAGAAAGAACAGAACAUGAAGAAGAGGCGGGAGAUGAUAUUGCAUAACCAGAGUGCUAAGAACGCAAUUCAAGCACAUAGAAGGGAUCGAUGCAACUCAGAAGAGAAAAAAGGCUGUGAUGACAUGCAUCUGAACAUAGAAAGAGGCCGGUAUGGAUCCCUUCACAUUCAUGGGGAAUAUAGAAGACUCAGGAACAACAUGGAGCAGUUACUGCAGGAAGCAGAUCACUGGAGUAUACAACACCGCGAGCUCAGUGAUCUAAUGAGGUCGUAUCAGGAAAGCCACAAAGAAAGGAGAGAACCCUCUGAAAACAAUCACAUCUGUUACCAAACCCAGGCCAACAACGAACCGUCAACCAAACAGGAGCUGGAGGCACAGGUAAAAAAGCUGAGCCAUGACACGCACUCGCUGCAUUUGAUCGCAGCCCUGCUGGAGAACGAAUGUCAGAUCCUACAGCAAAGGGUAGAUAUUCUCAGGGAGCUCCAUCUCCACGAAGCUGAACCCCAGCAAGAGAGGCCAUGCUAUCUGCAGGACAGGAAAUAUCAGAAGUUCGUGGAAGCAGACAAGAUGGAAUGUAACAAGCAGAACCCGAAGGUAAUGGAAGGCACGUAUCCUAAGAAAGAAAAGAUCUCCAGGAACUCAGAUGCUUGUCUGACAAAGAAGGCUCGGAAUAACCGCUGCAACACCCGCGUUGGAAGAAAAACUCUCCUGGUGAAAAGGAGAACCCAUAGCAGCUUCCGGUAA
Messenger RNA from Cricetulus griseus (Chinese hamster), 1149 nucleotides. Lineage: Eukaryota; Metazoa; Chordata; Mammalia; Rodentia; Cricetidae. The record is from RefSeq and is a predicted model, not a curated record.